This is a messenger RNA of Microthlaspi erraticum, 393 nucleotides long. The record is from the annotation of a GenBank genome assembly. Lineage: Eukaryota; Viridiplantae; Streptophyta; Magnoliopsida; Brassicales; Brassicaceae.
AUGGCGGGUCGCGGAAAAACUCUUGGAUCCGGUGGGGCGAAGAAAGCCACAUCUCGGAGCAGCAAGGCUGGUCUUCAAUUCCCGGUCGGUCGUAUCGCUCGAUUCCUCAAAGCCGGUAAAUACGCUGAACGUGUUGGAGCUGGUGCUCCGGUUUACCUCGCCGCCGUCCUAGAAUAUCUCGCCGCCGAGGUUCUUGAACUCGCUGGAAAUGCAGCAAGAGACAACAAGAAGACACGUAUCGUUCCUCGUCACAUCCAGCUUGCAGUGAGAAACGAUGAGGAGCUAAGCAAGCUCCUUGGAGAUGUGACUAUUGCCAAUGGAGGAGUGAUGCCUAACAUCCACAAUCUCCUUCUCCCCAAGAAGGCUGGACCUUCAAAGCCUCAAGAAGAUUAG